AUGGCUGCUAUCGACACUAAUGACGCUUCGACAUCUCAGACCGUCCCAGCAUCCGACGGUGAUAGCAAACAGAAUGGCGAGCGGGCCGAUGGAGACCAGAAUGGCGACAAUGCCCAGAAUGGCGCACAAGAAGAGAACUACUUCGAGGUCACCAUUCACCUGCCGCAUAAGCCAACCAAAAUACAAAUUAUGCUUUCCACCUCCGAACAGGUACAAGAUUUGAGACAGACCAUCAUCGAACAGCCGAAUACUCUGCAAUACUCUUGCUUCCACUUGGAGCAUAAUGGUACACGAAUCAACGAUUUCGUCGAGCUGUCCGAGGUCUCGGGACUGAAGACCGAUCCGAACCUCAAACUCGUCGAGGAUCCAUAUACCGAGAAAGAGGCGCGUUUUCACGUCAUCAGGAUACGAGAGCUUAUCGGUGCUGCCGGAGAUCGUAUUGAUUCUAUACAUGGAGUCAUGUCUGGACUUUCUGUUCAUGACGACAUCGCUCAGAACGAAGUCCUGACGCCAGUGACCAAUGGCUCAGCGGAUGGGGCAAAGCUUCCCAAUAUCUCGGCGUACGACUUCAAUGCUCCGGCAUCGUUGAAGACCAUUAUACCAUCACCACGUUCACCGCCGCCCAAGACUGUCAAGAACGUGUCCGUCUCACCCUGGAACCCUCCUCCGUACCACCUCCGCUCCAAAGGACACCUCCUAUAUUUACAGGUUACAAAUAACGAGGGUGAACAACAUCAAAUUACCGCACAUGUUGGAGGAUUCUUCGUGAACAAAUCCUCAAGCAACAAGUUUGAUCCAUCUCCCAGGGCCGCCCCCAAGGACUUCUCGGCGCACUCGCUCUUGACGUUGCUGUCAAAGAUUUCACCAUCGUUUGACACCUCCUUUACAUCGCUUCAAGAACAUAAUAGUGAACGUGAGAUGCUUUCUUACCUACCAUUGCCAAAUGCCAUGCCCGCCAACCCAUGGCUCGUGCCUGCACCCACUGCUGAGGCUCUUGCGCACUCGGCAGACAUUACGCGAACACAGGAAACCUAUCUCAUCGCAGGCGUUGAUAAUACUGACUCUCUAAGAGACUGGAAUGAAGAGUUUCAGUCCACGAGAGAAAUGCCAAAAGAUACUGUGCAAGACCGUGUGUUCAGGGAACGUCUGACAUCAAAACUCUUUGCCGAUUACAACGAGGCUGCCACCCGAGGCGCACUGUUGGUAGCGCGUGGGGAAGUUCAGCCCUUGAAUCCUACAGAAGCCAAGGAUGCGCAGAUCUUUGUAUACAACAACAUCUUCUUUUCUUUCGGUGCUGAUGGUGUCGGAACCUUUACAACCGACGGUGGCGACGAGGCUGCACGUGUCGCUACUGGAAAAGACGUAGCUGGUGUCCGUGCAGUCAACAAUCUCGAUAUCGACGGCCUAUUUACGCCUGGUACAGUGAUAGUGGACUACAUGGGAAAACGAAUUGUAUGUCAGAGCAUUGUUCCUGGUAUAUUCAAGCAGCGAGAGCCGGGAGAGCAUCAAAUCGAUUACGGUGGUGUUGAAGGAAAGGACAUUGUCGCAGUGCACGAGUCGUUUGUGCCACUAUUUGAAAAAGUCUCAAAGGCAUUAAAGGUCAAGAAGCACCCUGUCUGGGACAAAGAAUUAGUGCGACACGAACUGGAGGGCAGUGUUGAGACCAAGGGUCUCAUUGGAACAGAUGCCAGAAAAUACGCCCUCGAUUUGUAUCGCAUAACGCCUAUCGACGUUGACUGGAUUGAGCAACACUGGAGUGAAAGAUCAAAAGAAGGCGAAAUCCAAGAUCAGGAAAAGGACUACCCCCAUCGUAUGGCUGUCUUGCGUCCAGAGCUAGUCGAAUCCUACGGUCGCGUCAAGCUGUCUAAAUUCGUGGAGAAGAAGAGAGACGAACUGAGGAACAAGCCUACCGAAAAAGAGACUGCCCCAGAAUCUGAAACCGCAACCGAAACUGAAGGCGGUCAAGUGGAGAAAAAAGACAAGCCCGAGGAAAAACUCCAGGAGCGUAUCGAUAUCAGCGACUUUCAGUUUGCAUUGAACCCAGACGUGUUUUGUGGCCAGGCACCUCAGUCUGAAGAGGAUAAAGCAGAAUGGGCACUCGACGAAGCUGAGGUCAGGUCUGCUUGUAACCAUCUUCUGAAUGAAGUCAUCCCGGGCUUGAUCAAAGAACUCCAAGAUGGCGAAGUCGGCUUUCCCAUGGAUGGACAGUCGUUGAGUGCGCUGUUGCACAAGCGUGGUAUCAACAUCCGCUAUCUUGGUAAGCUGGCGUCGUCGGCAGACAAGGAAGAUUCCCGUCUUCAGGCCUUGAAGCUGCUUGUAGUACAAGAGAUGAUUGCUCGUGGCUUCAAGCAUGUCGCCAACCGGCUGCUGCGUAAUGUUGCUUCGCCGUGCGCCACAGCGUGCCUUGCACACCUACUGAACUGCGCAAUUGGAACAGGUCUCAAUGCGAACCCACACGCCGAGACUGAUCCCUCCCUCAAAUCUAUUUAUUCUGACGCUGACUUCAGUUACGAAGCUUAUACGCCAGAAAGACUUCAAACUGAAAUUAUCAAAGAGAUUUCCACUCGAUUCCGCUACAAUCUCGGUGACUCUUGGAUAGAUUCGGGCAAACAUCUUCAAGUGCUUCGUGAAAUAGCUCUCAAGAUGGGUUUGCAGUUGGAAGCCAAAGACUAUGCUUUCGCCCCUGUUGCCAAAACUGCUUCGCCAGAGCUUACCAACGGUCACACCAACGGUACAAGCAAGAAGAAGAAGAAGGGCGGUGAUACUUCAUCCCCAACCCGCGCUUCGGCUCAGGUUGGCCCGGCUCAGACUUUCCGACCCGAUGACAUUCUAAAUGUGGUUCCCGUAAUCAAGGAAGCAUCACCCAAGAGCGUCUUGGCUGAGGAGGCUCUGGAAGCCGGUCGUGUGUCGCUAGCCUCCGAUCAGAAGGAGCUUGGACGAGAGCUCUUGCUCGAAUCCCUAUCACUUCACGAGACAAUCUAUGGUCCUCUCCACCCUGAAGUUGCGAGAUUGUACCACCAGUUGUCUAAUCUUUUGUACACAUUAGACGAGAAGGCGCCUGCCGUCGAACUUGCACACAAGGCAGUGGUUGUUUCGGAGCGCACCUUAGGUGUUGACCACGCCGAGACUGUUCUGAACUACCUGAAUCUAGGCUUGUUCGAACAUUGGAGCGGAAACACCAAAGCUGCUCUGACAUAUGUGCUUCAUGCGCUCAAUUUAUGGAAGAUCAUCUACGGUCCAAAGCAUCCUGACUCUGUAACCACCAUCAAUAACGCUGCAGUUAUGCUUCAAACAUCCAAGAUGUAUCAUGAGUCACGACUUUGGUUCGAGGAGUCGCUCGCCAUCUGCGAAGAGGUAUCAGGCAAGCAGUCGAUCAAUGCAGCGACUCUACUGUUCCAGCUGUCGCAAGCCCUUGCUCUCGACAAGGACAUGCACCAAGCAGUCAACAAGAUGCGUGAUUCAUACAACAUCUUCAACAACGUACUGGGUGCCGAAGAUCGUAACACAAAAGAGGCCGAGUCAUGGCUUAGCCAGCUUACGUCGAAUGCCGUUGCGCAUGCCAAACAUGCGAAAGACUUGCAGGAGAGAAAGAUCAGACGCGUCCAUAUCGGCGGCGCCAUGCGGCCUCAGCCUCAAGUCGGACAGACAUCUGACGCCGCGUCCAAUAUCGCGACCCCCGGUCGGACGACUGGGAACCUCGAUCAGCGUAGCAUCGAGGAGCUUCUCAAAUAUAUCGAGGGCGACAGUCCCAAGAAGACGCCGAAGAAGCGGGCUGCCAACCCAAAGCGACGCGCGCAGCAAUCCACCGCAUAG
This is a messenger RNA of Pseudovirgaria hyperparasitica, 3813 nucleotides long. RefSeq lists its product as uncharacterized. NCBI's taxonomy places the organism in Eukaryota, Fungi, Ascomycota, Dothideomycetes, Acrospermales, Acrospermaceae. Gene Ontology annotation, biological process: intracellular distribution of mitochondria. Gene Ontology annotation, cellular component: cytoplasm. Gene Ontology annotation, molecular function: mRNA binding; protein binding. The transcript has 4 exons. The record is from RefSeq and is a predicted model, not a curated record. The coding region runs from base 1 to 3813 and encodes 1270 amino acids.